This is a messenger RNA of Gracilinanus agilis (Agile Gracile Mouse Opossum), 975 nucleotides long. It is a transcript of the gene GPR3, whose product is annotated as G protein-coupled receptor 3. The transcript has a single exon. The record is from RefSeq and is a predicted model, not a curated record. Lineage: Eukaryota; Metazoa; Chordata; Mammalia; Didelphimorphia; Didelphidae. The coding region runs from base 1 to 975 and encodes 324 amino acids. Gene Ontology annotation, biological process: G protein-coupled receptor signaling pathway. Gene Ontology annotation, molecular function: G protein-coupled receptor activity. Gene Ontology annotation, cellular component: membrane.
AUGCAGGGGGUAGGAGGCCCCCUGCCCUGGCUAGCACCAGGGAAUGGGAGCGGUGCAGAGUCCCCCCGAGACACCAGCCCGGCCUCCUCACUACCCCUCCCCACUGCUUGGGAUGUGGUGCUGUGCAUCUCUGGGACCCUGGUGUUCUGUGAGAAUGCGGUGGUCGUGGCCAUAAUCGUGGGGACACCGGCCUUCCGGGCCCCCAUGUUCCUGCUUAUUGGUAGCCUGGCCUCUGCAGACCUGCUAGCUGGCCUGGGCCUCAUUCUGCACUUUGCCUCCAGAUAUUGCAUUGGUUCCUCCAUCCUGAGCCUGGUCCUGGUGGGAGUCCUGGUCACCGCCUUCACUGCCAGCAUCUACAGCCUGUUGGCCAUCACCGUGGAUCGCUACCUGUCCCUCUACAAUGCACUCACUUACUACUCUGAGACCACGGUGACGAGGACAUAUGCCAUGCUGGUGCUGGUGUGGGGGGGCGCCCUGGGACUGGGCCUCCUUCCUGUACUGGCCUGGAACUGUUUGGACGAGCCAGCCUCCUGUGGGGUCGUGAGUCCGCUGACUAAGAACCACCUUGUGGUCCUGGCCGUGGUCUUCUUCAUGGUGUUUGGUGUGAUGUUACAGCUGUAUGCCCAGAUCUGCCGGAUCGUCUGCCGCCAUGCCCAGCAGAUUGCUCUCCAGCGGCACCUGCUGCCCGCCUCCCACUACGUGGCUACCCGCAAAGGCAUUGCCACCCUGGCUGUGGUCCUGGGGGCCUUUGCUGCCUGCUGGCUUCCAUUUGCUGUCUACUGCCUGUUGGGUGACUCCCACUCACCCCUGCUCUACACCUAUCUCACCUUGCUCCCAGCCACCUCCAACUCCCUCAUCAACCCUGUCAUCUAUGCCUUCCGAAAUCACGACAUCCAGAAAGUCUUGUGGGCUGUCUGCUGCUGCUGCUCCUCCUCCAAGUCCCCCUUCCGCUCCCGCUCCCCUAGUGACGUCUAG